Molecule: messenger RNA, 3215 nt
Organism: Misgurnus anguillicaudatus (oriental weatherfish)
Lineage: Eukaryota; Metazoa; Chordata; Actinopteri; Cypriniformes; Cobitidae
Product: NXPE family member 3-like
Source: RefSeq, a predicted model, not a curated record
UGCAUCUAAUGCAAAUUGCGUAUAAUGGAGAAUACAUGACUGCGUCUGACGUUCCGUAUCACCUCCGCUUAAAAAGGUGCAAUCUAAUCUUGUUUACAUGAAAUAAGCCUGCUCCCGAGCAGGUUUUAUCUUACGGACCAUUUGCUAUGACAGCAAAUCUAGAAUGAGUUUAAGAACCAAAUAAUCCAAGAUCAAGCCAAAUCGUCAACAAUCAAAUCCAGCUAAACGAGUAAUCCACGUACGAAAAACGGACCACAGUUCUGACACACCUACCAAACAAGAGAAAACGUACCUCAAACCCUGUUCAACAUGUCGUUCAACCCGGAAACCGUAGCAAAACGUUAUGCACCGUUUUAAACUUGAACGUGCCCCAGGUGAUGCAGCAUAACAGAAAAGGAAGGAACCGCUAACCAUGUCCGUUUCACCCACAACAACUACUUCGGUUCACAGGUUCGGACAUCCCAGCAGUUUUCUAGUGCUGUUAUUUAUUUUCACAUUCUCCUGUGUGAUUAUAUGGAUAUUUCUGGAUGAUGGUCAUAAGCAAGAGUUCCAGCCUCCGAGGCCCAGACCUCAUUCACAUAUGAAACACAUAAUGGAAAUCAGUGAGGAAGAGUGGAAUAGACUACAGAAGGCUCUUGAUUGGCCAAGUCCAGAUCAAGAAAUCACUGAACUGAAGCUAAGCACAAGUCCAGUUCACACAACAUUCUCUAUUGUAGGAUUCAAUAAAACAUACAGAGUUGGAGAAAAGAUUCAUGUUAUUAUCACAGCUAGAGAUCACAACAAGAACUUGAAAUCAUAUGGAGGCGAUUUUUUCCAAGCGAAGCUUUUCAACUCAAAAUUAAAGGCAAGUGUUUAUGGGAAAGUUGAUGAUCAUCGUAAUGGGACCUACACUGUUGAUCUUCUGCUACCCUGGGAAGGUCAAGCAGAAGUGUCUGUGCGACUGGUCCACUCCAGCGAAGUUGUGCAUAUUAUUAAAAAAUACAGGGACUCCUCAUUCCCACGGAGUCUUUAUUACGGUUACUUUGAAGGGUCAGGACCAAAAGGAAUCAGGAUUAAAGAAAAAGUAGAAUGUAAUCUUAAAUGGGGCUCAGAUGGAAGUUGGACUAAAGGCAACUGCUGCUGUGAAUAUAAGGAUGUAAAAACAGGAACGGUAUGGCAGUGUGAGAGACCAAAGCAACUUACCUGUGACAAAUUGGUGCAUCAUGAAAGAGGGGCUUUGAAAGACCCAUCAAAUAAAUUUGAACAAGAACUUUUUUCAAGAAAAUUAACAAAUGUUGGUAUUCCUGGAGACAAACAAACCAUAAAUGUUGUUCAGAACACUACAAGCAAUGGCACAAUAGAAAGAUGCAGAUCUGGUUUGACUACACCAGUACCUGCAGGGUUUUAUUUUAAAGAUAUCUGGAAGUCUUUUGUAUGUAACACUCAGGAAUUCAGUCCUGCACAAAUGGGAAAUUGUCUUAAAAACAAGAUUGUUUACCUGUUUGGAGACUCUACCACAAGGCAGUGGUUUGAGUAUUUAGAAAGAAAAGUGCCAGGGUUAAAACGAAUGGACCUCCACACUCCUCGCACUGGUGGACCCCUAAUGGCUGUAGAAUUACAAAACAACAUCAUUGUUCACUGGAGGCCACAUGGUGUUCCCUUGAGAUUCACUAAAAUGUUAAUUACAGAUCUGCAUUAUAUCAGCAAUGAUAUCGAUGAAAUAGCUGGUGGUGCUCAUGCUGUCAUUGUCAUCACAUUUUUUGCCCAUCUGGUUUUUCACCCACUAACAUUUUACAUCCAUGAAGUGGCCAAAAUUCGUCAGGCUGUUCUUGCACUGCUGAGCCGAGCACCAGCGACUACUGUGAUUAUCAAGUCUGGCAAUACUGGAAGCUUAAAGAAUAUUUUUCAAAGCGACUGGCUUGCAUUGCAGUUGAACACAGUGAUGAAGGAGAUGUUCAGCGAUAUUAAUGGAGUGGUCUACUUGGACGUCUGGCAGAUGACUUCCUGUCAUUAUCUGCGUGAAAACAUUCACCCAGGUCCUGUUAUCAUUGCUAAUGAGAUAAACAUGUUUCUAUCAUAUGUCUGCCCUCCCUGAUAUAUUUAACACAACUACGAUACAUUUUUGCUGCUAUAUACAAUACUAUGUACAUACAUAAAUACAGUAACCUGAAUUGUGAUGUUAAUAUUCUUAAAAUCAGGAGAUUAAGUUGAAAACAUGACAGUUAUGGCUUCAGUAAAUGUGGAUCAGGCAUGUUUUCGGUUAUGUGUUAAAUUAUAUUUAUUAUUAUUUAUUAUUAGUGUUACUAUUUUAUAUGUUUAUGUUAAUUACAUUAAUUACACUGAUUGGUGUCUAUAAACUACAAGAGUGAUUUGCUGACUCACCUUAGUCAAGUCAUCGUGUUGCUUAACUAUGUAAUGUCAACAUAAAAUGUCAGGUUUAUUAUACAUACAAGUCCACACUACAGAUUGUAUAAAGUAACACCUGUUGCAUUUAAUUACAUAAUUAGGUGCUAAAUAAAGUUAUGAUUGAUGAUAUAAUUAAACUUCAUUUUAAUGACUUAUAAAUAGAUAUAAAUUAUAAAACUAAAGUUGAAAUAAAUUAAGGUAAUUCCAUGCUAGUCAAAAAAGUUCAAUUAAUUGUCAUUUUUAGAUAGUAGAUUACACUUACAUUUUUAAGUGCCAAAACUAAGGAAUUUAUUACAGUGUAGAAACCAUUACAGAAAUUCUAAUUACCAUUACAAAGCCAUUACAAAACCAUCAGCCAAUAACCAUUUAAACCAAAUGGUUUCCAAUAUGCAGUGUGUUUUGGGCACAUUCUAUUAGGAUUUAUUGGUUUGUAUAGGUUUCCAUUACAAUUUAUUUGUCUUUAUUAACACUUUUAAAGGGGACAUUCCACAAGUCGUUUUUAAGAUAUUAAAUAAAUAUUUGAUGUCCCCAGAGUACAUAUGUGAAGUUUUAGAAGCACUGGGGACCCGAUUAUAGCACUUAAACAUGGAAAAAGUCUGAUUUUCAUGGAAUGUCCCCUUUAAUGGUUUUGUAUUGGUUCUAAUGGUGCCAUUACAAGUUUGUAUUGGUUUUAUUUGCACAUAUUUAAUGGUUUCCCUUACAGUUUUGUAUUGGUCCUUGAUAGUAUCCAAUAAACAAAAUGCCACGAAUAGAAGAAAACAAAUUACCAAGAGACCCAAAUAAAUCACUAAAUUUAUUGAAGUCAUAAUCCCAGACGGCAUUUCAACAUU